Saccharomycopsis crataegensis is the source of this 744-nucleotide messenger RNA. RefSeq names its product SGNH/GDSL hydrolase family protein. The transcript has a single exon. The coding region runs from base 1 to 744 and encodes 247 amino acids. The record is from RefSeq and is a predicted model, not a curated record. Lineage: Eukaryota; Fungi; Ascomycota; Saccharomycetes; Ascoideales; Saccharomycopsidaceae.
AUGACCUCCUACAAUCUUGCACCAGGCAAGUUUAUAUUGUUUGGCGACUCAAUCACCGAGUUCUCGUGGCAAUCUCUUCCAGAUCUGACCCGGACUUUCAGUCUCAUGGCAGCUUUCGGAAAUCAUUACGUUAGAAAAUUGGAUAUUGUCAACAGAGGGUAUAGUGGUUACACCUCCGAUCAAGGAGCCAUUAUAUUCUCUAAAGUGGUGAAAAAUGAGCCAGAUAUCAAGUUGGCGACAGUAUUUUAUGGAACCAAUGAUUCAACCUACGGCAAAGAUGCAGUGCUUUCAGUGCCCUUAGAAAGAUUCAGGUCGAACAUAGAAGCCAUAAUUAAGUUGUCAGCAGUUCAUAAUGUCAAGCUUAUCUUGAUUGCUCCUACAUUUCAUGACCAAAAUAUUUUAGAUAGAUUAUUCCCUGAAAAACUGAAGUUGGAUAAGCAUAAAGACAUCAGUCAUACCAGUAAAUAUGUGAAUACUUUGUUGGAGUUAGGGGAACAAUAUCAAUUGCCAGUAAUCAACUUGUAUGAAAUUUUUCAAAAAUACGAGGGUGAUUGGAGUAAAGAUCUCUUAAUAGAUGGGUUACAUUUUAACGGUUCGGGAUAUAAAAUUUUACAUGACCAAAUAAUCAAAGUGAUUAGUGAGUGGUAUCCAGAGCUAAGUGCUGAUAAUCUACCAACGGUCUUGCCUGAUUUCAGUGAUUUACCUUCAAUUGAAAAUUUCAAAAGAUGCGUCAAUGGAUCUUGA